AACUCAUCUCACCGUUUCCGGCGAUUACUGAUUACGUCGAUGAGAACGGCGCAUGCGUAGUUUGAUAGGUAAACAAUAUGGCGGCGUCCUUACAGCGUUUCACAUCUUGUGGGAGAUUUCUCCUACAGAGAUUGAAGAGGAACUCUUUACAUGGGUUCUCAGCCGGGCCACACAGACUCUGGGCUACCCAGGCCGCCCACCAGGUGGCGCUGAACGUCCCUGAGACCCGGGUGACGGCGCUGGAGAACGGGCUCCGCGUGGCCUCCGAGGACGCGGGGCUCACCACCUGCACGGUGGGCCUCUGGAUAGACGCCGGCAGUCGCUACGAGAAUGAGAGAAAUAAUGGCACGGCGCAUUUUUUGGAGCAUAUGGCGUUUAAGGGCACAAGGAAACGCUCCCAGCUGGAUCUGGAGCUGGAGAUCGAGAACAUGGGGGCUCACCUGAACGCCUACACGUCCCGCGAGCAAACCGUGUAUUACGCCAAAGCUUUCUCCAAGGACCUGCCACGAGCUGUGGAGAUCCUGGCAGACAUCAUCCAGAACAGUACGCUGGGGGAGGCGGAGAUUGAGCGGGAGCGAGGUGUGAUCCUCAGAGAGAUGCAGGAAGUGGAGACCAAUCUGCAGGAAGUGGUCUUCGACUACCUGCACGCCACGGCCUAUCAGACUACGGCUCUGGGCAGGACCAUCCUGGGACCCACAGAGAACAUCAAGACCAUCAACAGAGGCGACCUGGUGGAGUACAUCACUACUCACUACAAAGGCCCCAGAAUCGUGCUGGCUGCAGCAGGAGGAGUUUCACACGAUGAGCUCAUUGAUUUGGCCAAGUAUCACUUUGGAAAACUUCCUGGCAGAUAUCAAGGUGAAGCUCCGGAACUUCCUGCCUGCCUCUUCACAGGAAGUGAGAUCCGUGUGCGUGACGACAAGAUGCCCCUGGCCCAUAUCGCCAUCGCCGUGGAGGCGGUGGGCUGGUCUCACCCCGACACCAUCCCCCUCAUGGUGGCAAACACGCUCAUCGGGAACUGGGACCGCUCGUUCGGUGGAGGCGUGAACCUGUCCAGUAAACUGGCCCAGAUGGCCUCUCAGGGGAACCUGUGCCAUAGCUUCCAGUCCUUCAACACCUGCUACACUGACACAGGCCUGUGGGGGCUCUACAUGGUGUGUGAGCCCGGCACCAUCAGGGACAUGAUGCACUUCACCCAGAUGGAAUGGAUGUCUCUGUGUACGAGUGUGACGGAGAGCGAGGUGGUUCGUGCCAAGAAUCUGCUCAAGACCAACAUGCUGCUGCACCUGGACGGAUCCACCCCCAUCUGCGAGGACAUUGGCCGACAGAUGUUGUGCUACAGCCGCAGGAUCCCGCUGCAUGAGCUGGAGGCCAGGAUCGAUGCCAUUGAUGCUCAGACCAUAAAGGACGUGUGCACCAGAUACAUCUACAACAAGGCUCCUGCCAUCGCUGCAGUUGGUCCAAUUGAACAACUGCCAGACUACAAGCAGAUCCGCAGUGGAAUGUUCUGGAUGAGGACCUGAGGACCGAUGACCUUUGUACUGUACAGCAUAUGAAACACAAACAAAGUAUUCAAGUCUCAUGUCUGUAUGUUUUUUUCCUCCUUUAAUUUUUUAUUAUAAAAUAAAGAGCAACACAUUAAUGUUAAAAUAA
This is a messenger RNA of Scophthalmus maximus (turbot), 1653 nucleotides long. RefSeq names its product peptidase, mitochondrial processing subunit beta (gene pmpcb). Gene Ontology annotation, cellular component: mitochondrion. Bases 78 to 1523 code for a protein of 481 amino acids. The record is from RefSeq and is a predicted model, not a curated record. Gene Ontology annotation, molecular function: metal ion binding; metalloendopeptidase activity. The transcript is spliced from 13 exons. Lineage: Eukaryota; Metazoa; Chordata; Actinopteri; Pleuronectiformes; Scophthalmidae.